AUGCUUCCACUUUCGCGACAUGUACAGACAGGAACUAGCAGUGAUGCACAAUCGUUCUGGGAUACGACAGUCAGGUCGCGACUUGGCGGACCGGCUUCGGCCGGCCCCCACAAUCGUGAAGCCCGAAGACUACGGCUGGAGCAAGAGCUACUUGCCUUACGACGGGCAGAGCACUAUGUCAUGAGGCUGCGCAACAUGCAAACGGGGACUUGCUCUCUACCGGCGGAAGUGUUGACUGCUAUAUUCGCAUGGGUUCAGGGCAUCUGGCCCCCGUCUCGAAGGGAGCCUACAUCCAAGACCAAAGCGCCCAACCGUUGCUAUGGUUGGGGUUGGAUCACUGUGACUCACGUAAGCUCCUAUUGGCGCGAGGUUGCCCUCAACGCACCCUCUCUCUGGACGACCCAAACAUACUGCGCGGACAUAAACCACAAUUUUAUCCCUGAUAUUAUACUUCGAUCGCGGGGUUCUCCUCUUGACUUAUCUUUCAAUAUAAUCUCGGACGUUCACAAGGACUUCUACGGCGCGGGUGUUCAGUACUGGCUGCUGCCGGCGAUAAGCAGGCGCAUCCGAAAACUAUCGCUGAAAGGACUGCCUGCUAAAGAAACGUCGAGCCUGUCUGUGUACCUGUCGUCAAAAGAUCUCUGGACAAUCGAACAUCUUGAGAUCCAUGUCAGACGGUCCAGCGACGGUCUCAGCGACGAAUUGGAGGAGAUGUUUAGGGAAUGGAAGGCUGGUGAUGCACCCCGACUGAGAUCUCUCUCUCUGAGCGGUGUCAAGGUUCACUGGGGGUCCGCUAUCUUCUCCAGCUCUUUAACCCAUCUCAACAUCGAUAUAGCGAGUUCUACGACGAAUGUUGCUAGCGACUUCCCCUCAUAUAUGGAACUCUUCAGCGCCCUCUCCCACCUUGACAAACUCGAAACAUUACACCUGUGUCAGGUCUUCCCUCGACGGGACCCGGAUACUACUCCGCCACUACUGUAUCUCCCACAGUCGCUCCGACACCUUCAUCUGGAGGCGGAUGAACCGUACGCUCGCCGCGUCUUCUUGUGUAUCCCCAACCUCGUCAUUCCCAUGCACACCUCCGUGUGCCUCAUAGCCCGCGCAGAAUACUACUCGUUCAAGCAGGCCGUGGAUCUGGCACUUCCGCGUCUCUGGGCACGGAUACCUGUCAAGGAACUCGUACUGGAUAAUAUGAGUGUGCACUCUUAUGCCAUCGAACGGACACAGCGCGAGCAGUGGACAAUACCUUGGAGCUUCUGCAAGGGGUCGGAACCGGAUGGCGGCUUCUAUGUCAUGAUCAUGGACGAGGCCGGGGAGAAUCCACUUCCACAUCAAGUCCUGGACCAGCCUCUCGAUGCGCUGACCGCUUUCACGCUCACUACGGAAGCCAUGUCGUACUUCGGCAGCUCCGUGGAGUCCACCUACCCAAGUUGGCAAGAUCGACUCGCAACCGCGGUCAACGUCACACGCGUCAGCGUACAGAUGCAGGAGAGCCGGUAUGUCCUCGAUGCCAUGGCACAACUCGUGGAAGACGGCGAUACUGGCUUCACCCGUUUCCGGGCGUUCCCUCGGGUGCGAACACUUGUAUUCUUCGUCGGACGUGUCGAACGAGCUUUUGCUCCUCGUGGGAUGCAGUGGAAUGUCGCCGACGCUGUCGCGCUGGCGGAGCUCGUACGGGUGCGCAUGGAACAUGGGGUCCCUCUGGAGGAGGUCGCGGUCGAGGAUGAGAUCCAGCAUUGGUCGCUGUGGGAGUCUAUUAGGCCGAUGGUGGGGUCGUUGGUAUUCUUCAAAGAUAAUUACGGUUUCCGGAACUCGGAAUAG
Messenger RNA from Peniophora sp. CBMAI 1063, 1821 nucleotides. Lineage: Eukaryota; Fungi; Basidiomycota; Agaricomycetes; Russulales; Peniophoraceae. The record is from the annotation of a GenBank genome assembly.